UAUAUAUUCAAUUUUUAUAGCUAUAGCCAGGCUACAAUUGUUUUUCAUUUUCUGAAGGAGGUAGGAUCAAGGAAAUUUUCGUAUGCUAGGCUCAAGCAAUUCACCCUUCAUUAAAGACGAUGGAAUCAGACACUGGAAACGACAAUUUAAUUCUGUGGAUGCAUUUGUCUAUCCAAGCUUGCACGCUAAGCCGUCUUUGAUCAUGACAUUUUUCAUUAGAUAAUUAAGAUAAGCUUCAAAGCACAUUGUUUUCAGAAAAUUAAUUCCUUAUUCAGUAGCAUCAACGCUUUCUCUUUUAAGAACAGGCUGCCACAUCCAUACAUAUAGAUCCACACAGACAUGGAGGAGAUAUCAGAGACGGCUAAAGCUUACUAUGCAAACUUGUCAGACAAAGAGAAACGAUUGGCAACCGAUCUUUUCAAAGAUGAUGUAAACCGAGAUGGGAAAAUUAGUUUCGACGAAUAUGCGCAAUACCUGAAGCAGAAGGGCUUUAAAACAAUUUCUUCUCCUGACUUUUUCAGAAAGCUAGACAAGGAUGGUAAUGGCACCUUGGAUUUCGAUGAAUUUGUCACUGUGCACUACAUAUGCUCGAGCGAAAGAGUUUUCUCUUGCGACGGGUGCAAAGUCUUUCUCGAUGGUGUUUACUUUACAUGCGUUCAAUGCUUUAAUGGUCCUGCUAAUACCUAUGAUCUGUGCUGUGCUUGUUAUCGAGAUAAAAAUGUGAAUCAUCACAAGGAUGCUGUGUUUCUUGAUAAUUGUACACUGCUACAAGCCAAGAGGCAGCAGAAUAAGGAUCGGUACAAAAAUGAAGGAGUUUCAGAGGUUGUUGAACUUGCAGCCGCUGGUAUUGAAACUACAUCCAAUGUUAUCAGCUUAUGCAACCAAAUGUAACCUAGCAAGCAGCAUCCCUUGUUGCAUACAAACCCGACAUCGUUUCCUUCUGCCAGCAGCUCAAAACAAAAAUAUACUCUGUUCUUCUGUUGCUUCUUUUUGUACUAUCCAUUUUUUUCCCCUAUUCCUGCAGUAAGCUCUGGUAUUGUAUUUUUAUUGACAAUAAAGGCUGUGUAUCUUUUCUACUUGGA
Molecule: messenger RNA, 1082 nt
Organism: Hevea brasiliensis (rubber tree)
Lineage: Eukaryota; Viridiplantae; Streptophyta; Magnoliopsida; Malpighiales; Euphorbiaceae
Molecular function (GO): calcium ion binding
Source: RefSeq, a predicted model, not a curated record